Molecule: messenger RNA, 894 nt
Organism: Trichomonas vaginalis G3
Lineage: Eukaryota; Parabasalia; Trichomonadida; Trichomonadidae
Exons: 1
Coding region: 1-894 (297 amino acids)
Source: RefSeq, a predicted model, not a curated record
AUGAGUUCGGAUCCAAACAAACCCUUUAUAUGCAAGAACGUCAUGCCAGGCUUCUACUGUGGAUAUCCAGAAAUGGAUGUUCUCGGCAUAAUUUUCUGGCUCACUGGUUUAGUUUCAAUUUUAUUACUUUUCUUUCACAUUCGUUCAUCAAAAAGCAAAUGCAAAUUCUUCGAUCAAACCUUCUUGUUUUGGAUAUUCAUGAUCAUUUGGCAAUUCUAUCGUGGAACCGUUCAAAUGUUCAAAAUUAACUGGACUCCCAUGUCCUUCAUAAUUGGCUACACAUCGGCAAAUCACAUUCUCCUUUUCAUUCCUAUGUGCCUUGUCAUAUUGAUCUUGUUUGAUCUCUUGUUUACUUACAGAAAUCCAGGAAUGAAUGCUAUUAUCUUUUUCAGAUCCCUUUUCAUUUUAUUCCUGAUUACAUUUGUCGGACUUGGCCUUACCCUUUGCAUUUUCGACACAGGAAAGCAUGAUGAUCCAGAUCUUUCUCUCUCCCUCUGGUGCGCUUGCACAGACCUUGUUUUGGUCAUCUUCUUCAUACUCCCAGCUCGUUCCCUUCUUGCCGCUGUUACUUAUCCAAUGGUUCAGCCAGAUGAUGCCGGAUGUGUUAACUUCUGCAGAGUUGGCCUUGUUUUAUAUACAAUCAUUUACUCCCUUCGUUUGGUAUACAAUGCAACCCAUUUCUUCGAUAUUAACCCUCUCCAGCAAUGGAUUACAACAAAAUCAAAAGAUGAUAAUAGUGAUACAUUGCCACCACCUGUAAGAGCUUUCUCAUGGUUCUUCAUGUUCUUCUUUGAUUACAUUCCGUCCGUUUUCGCAAUUAUUUCCGUUUAUUUGUUCAAGAAGCAUGAUAUAAUGUUCAACGAAAACCCUUACUACACAAGGCAAAGCGACUAA